Miscanthus lutarioriparius is the source of this 696-nucleotide messenger RNA. Lineage: Eukaryota; Viridiplantae; Streptophyta; Magnoliopsida; Poales; Poaceae. The record is from the annotation of a GenBank genome assembly.
AUGGUGCUGGACCUGUUCGGCCUCAUCGGUGCCUACGCCGCCGGCAGCUGCCGGGACGUGAGCACGUCCAUCUACGCCAUGGCCCUGGCAGGUGUCGUGCUGGUCUACGUGGUGAUACAUGUCGUCUUGUUGACGCUGGACCACAAGGACGGCAGCGCGAGCGUGAGAGGGAAUGAUGAAGCUUCCGUUGAAGAGAAAAAUGAUGCGGAGGAGAAGCUCGUGGAGAAGAGGCGCAAGCGGCUGCUCCUCUUCGCGAUCUUGGCCGCGACCAUCAUCUACCAAGCCGGGCUGACACCGCCUGGUGGCUUUCUGGUCCAGGACGAUAGCCAUACCGGGCGACACGCCGGCGAUCCGGUCCUGCUCAACAACUACCCUCGCCGUUACACGGCUUUCUUCUACUGCAACUCGGUGAGCUUCAUGCUGUCCAUCGCGUUCAUCAUCCUCCUCGUGAACCCCAAUCUGUACCGUCCUGCCAUUCGGAGCAAUGCGCUGUCUGUCUGCACGGCGGCCGGGUUGAUUGGAAUCAUGGGCGGCUACGCCGCCGGCUGCACGCAGCAUCUGAAGACAUCCAUCUAUAUCUUCGCGUUGGCGGCAGUGCACCAGAGCAGCAGUAAGAGAGGCACCCGGGGAAGAAGAAGAAGCCAGUGCUGGUGCUGCUGGGGUGGAAAAUGCCAUAGGAGCCAAAGUUCGCCGUAA